AAAAAAAAACGCGGCUCGCACUCCGAGCAGUUGAUCGCGGUGCGGACCCAACCAGUCAGUUGAUCGGAGGAUUCGGCGGUGAACGGUGCUGCCACGGACGAACGCUACGGUCGCGAUCGCGGUUCUUGUGUGCUGCUGUUGAUGUUGUUGUAGUUGCGCUGCGUUGCGUGCCAGGUGUCCAAGUGAGUCAAGAAGUGAAGUGAAGUAAAUCCAGAGAAAAGAGAAUCGGACAAUAAAGUACGUCGUCGGCAACAUGGACAUCGACAUGAACGAAGGGAAGGAACGCAUUGGGCCAAUGUUUAAAGGUCGUCACGUGCUGAUCACCGGCGGAACGGGAUUCCUCGGCAAGGCGUUGAUCGAGAAAUUGCUCCGAUGCUGCUCGGAGAUUGGCCAGAUCUAUCUUCUAGUCAGAGCGAAAAAGGGCAAAGCGCCCCGCCAGCGCCUAGAGGACAUCUUCUCCAAUCCGCUGUUCGAGACCGUCAAGGGUAUGCGCGGUCUGGAUGCGUUGCUGAACCAAUGUACCGUGAUCGCGGGCGAUGUCACCGAACCGGAGCUAGCCAUUUCGCCAGAGGACCGCCGGUUGAUAACGGAAAACGUUUCCAUCAUCUAUCACUGCGCCGCUACGAUACGCUUCGAUGAGACGCUCAAGAAGGCGGUCAUGCUAAACACCCGCGGUACCAAGCUGAUGAUCGAGCUGGCCAAGCAGUGCACCAAGUUGGAGAUGUUUGGUUACGUGUCGACCUCGUACUGUCAUCUGAACGAGAAGCUACUGCUGGAGAAACCGUAUGCCCCACCGGCCGAUCCACACAAGGUCAUCAAGGCGGUCGAAUGGCUCGAGGAGAGUGUCGUCGAUGGUAUGACCAAGAAAAUUCUAGGUGACUGUCCCAACACAUACGCAUACACCAAAGCCUUGGCCGAGGCGCUGGUGGUGGAGUCAAUGGACGAGAUACCGGCCGUCAUCUUCCGUCCAUCGAUCGUGAUUCCGACCUGGCGUGAACCGAUUCCCGGCUGGACGGACAAUAUUAACGGACCGGUUGGUUUGCUGAUUGGUGCCGGUAAGGGUGUCAUCCGGUCAAUGUACUGCAACUCGACGGGCUACGGUGAUUAUCUGCCGGUGGACUUUGCCGUCAGUGCGAUGUGUGUGUGCACCUGGAACUAUGUUGGCAACAAGGAUCAUGCUCGUAACAUCUUCCAUCUGGUGAGCUCGGCCGAGAUCAAAGUGUCCUGGGAGGGUAUCAUCGAGCGAGGCAAAUGGAUCGUAUCGAACAAGAUCCCGCUGAACGGUGUCCUGUGGUAUCCGGGUGGUUCGAUGAAGCGUACCCGAUGGGAGCACAAUCUGGCCGCCUUCUUCUUCCACUGGAUUCCGGCAUUUCUGAUCGAUUGCUUGCUUUACUGCUUCGGAUACAAACCAAUACUAUGGAGAAUACAUCAACGUAUCGCGAAGGGAUUUGAAGUGUUCGAGUACUAUGCCAACAAUCAAUGGGACUUUGAUAACGCCACGAUCUUGUACCUGCGGACACUGAUCAACGAGGAGGAGAAAGUGAAGUUCAAAAUAGACGCCGGAGGUGUCGAAAUUCAGGAGUACUUCGAGAACUGCAUAAAAGCCGCUCGGUGGUACAUUCUGAAGGAAACGGACGAUACAAUCCCUGCGGCCAAGCGCCACAUGAGAGUGAUGUGGUGGGUCGACAAGAUAUGCAAGACGCUCAUCUACGGAGGACUUCUGUAUUACAUCGGCAAGGCGCUCUACUCGGUACUGUUUGGGUCCGUGGUGUAAUCCGUAAGUGCCCAUUCCGUGCCUGGGGCUAGUUGUGUUCAGUAGCCCUGAGCGGGCUUAGGCUUAUCGCUAGAUCCCAUCGCAAGAUUCCCAGUGUGUUUAUGAGUUAUCUUCCCAAUUCGGUUCGGUUCGUGCACACGCGUUCGUGUGUACGCUUAUUUUCGAUUUCGGUUCAUUAUUCCUCUGCACCCGGACCUCUGCAUGAGGUCAAAAGUAUCUCCCAGCACCCAUAUGGCAUGUGUAUGUGUGUGUGUUAAGUUUGAUUAGAAAAGCUCAAUUACCAUUAGGAAAUGCCUGUCUUUUUCGUUGUGCCUUUCGGUGUCACUCUGUGGUGUAGUGUUUUGUACAUUUAUCUUCUACCCUCCCUCCUACCGACACUCAUACCUAGGAUUAAGCAUUGCUCAUCCGCGAGCGUAGGGUUACCAAUAAAAUAUAGAAACAUUUGAUUUUUAUCACACUAA
Anopheles darlingi is the source of this 2235-nucleotide messenger RNA. RefSeq names its product putative fatty acyl-CoA reductase CG5065. NCBI's taxonomy places the organism in Eukaryota, Metazoa, Arthropoda, Insecta, Diptera, Culicidae. Gene Ontology annotation, cellular component: peroxisome. The transcript has 10 exons. Bases 254 to 1774 code for a protein of 506 amino acids. Gene Ontology annotation, molecular function: alcohol-forming very long-chain fatty acyl-CoA reductase (NADP+) activity. The record is from RefSeq and is a predicted model, not a curated record. Gene Ontology annotation, biological process: long-chain fatty-acyl-CoA metabolic process.